AUGAAAUUAGAAAAUGCCUCUCUUCCUCCAUACUUACACGACAGUCCGUUCGAUUCAUACAAUAAAUCUUUAAUAAAUCCAAUAUUAUUACCUUCACGCUGGAAUCCAGAAGAUCACGUUCCGGAUAUCCAGAUCUUGGAGGAUGGCGUGAGACUCGCCUACAUUGGGCCAGGAAGAAAUUGUGCAAGCGCAAAGUCAAAUCAUCCGAUUUCGAGCAAAGUUGGAAUAUAUUAUUUUGAAAUCGAGAUUAUAGAUGAAGAGGAUCAUGGGUGGGCGAUGCAUAGGAAUAGGGCUAUCACGAAGUCACGUCUUGCUGGGAUCACGAAUCCGUCGGCUAUCACGGAGAUGAUGGCCUGUU
Acaulospora colombiana is the source of this 358-nucleotide messenger RNA. The record is from the annotation of a GenBank genome assembly. NCBI's taxonomy places the organism in Eukaryota, Fungi, Glomeromycota, Glomeromycetes, Diversisporales, Acaulosporaceae.